Linum trigynum is the source of this 249-nucleotide messenger RNA. NCBI's taxonomy places the organism in Eukaryota, Viridiplantae, Streptophyta, Magnoliopsida, Malpighiales, Linaceae. The record is from the annotation of a GenBank genome assembly.
AUGGACCAACAACAAAACCCACCAGUGAAGAUUGAGAAGAGAUGGGAUGAGGUAAAAGACAUAGGUGAUUACGCUCUGUUCUUCGAUUCGCACAAGGCUGUUUACGUGUCUGUCAAAGAUCACCCCGAGUGCCAAAGGAAUUGUGUUUACCAGGAGAUGAAGAUAUACCGUCUUGGUUUUUGCCUACUUCUUUGUGAUUCACAAAUUAAAAUCUAUGGCGAUGAUUGGAUUUUACCAUCUAAUUAUUAG